CUUUGACAUUGCCUUUUCCCCUCUUCUUCCCGUCUUCUUUCACAGGUUUAAAAGCGACCUGCAAUCUCGGCCCUAGAUCCCAUUCCCCGUCUGUUUCUCCCCCCACGUUGUUGUUAUCUUUCCUUUCAUCGACUUUGCUUUCUGGACGCUACUUGCGUCCCAAGGUCUCCUAGUCGCCCCCAACUGCUACCAUGGACGAUGGAUCUCAAACGACGGCAAUCCGCGAGAACGCCCUCGUGACUCUCCCCCGCCAAACGCUGUCCUGCGCCAGAAACCAAACCGUUGUCGUCGAACGGAGGAGGAGAAGAAUACUUUUGGCUUCAAAGCCCAGCUCACCCGGGGCCAUGUCAUAUUCAAUGGUUACGAUUGAGGAUGUCGAGGUAGUUAGAACUACCACUGUCCACUCUCGUGACGAUGCAGUAGAAAGCACACCCGUCGUACAACCCCGUCCUGAAGAAUGCGACACCGACCUGAAGAAGGCCGCCGAGGUGAGCCCCAAAGCUCCCGCCAUGAAUGGAAGGGCCAGAUUCAUCAACAGCUCCCGGCGACAAAAGCUGUAUCACUAUCUUCCGAACGGUCCGGCCAGAAGAUCUCGCUACAACGUUCCGCCCAAAGAGCACAAGACGCCUGCGACGCCGUUUAUCCCGCCUACCACUCACGUCAUACAUCCUUCAGAACGAGAUGGUGAAGGCCAGAAAAACCUCGACUCUAACUAUCCCCGGCAACCUUCCCCUUCCCCCUCGAGCUUUACCUCGAGUUGUGAUACAGCGCCUUCCGUUCAACUUCCUCCCCCUACCGAACAGGGCUCUCCUGCCCAGUUUUCAAACCCUUACGCUUCCUCGCCGUAUCCAUACCCUUCCCUUUUGCGAGUCGAUUUGGAGCCUUCUGGUAGUUCCCACUCGUAUACUCCCCCAUACACAUACACUCCCAACUCGAAGGAGACGUAUUCUAUCCCUUCCCCUUCCCAGCAUAACGGGCCUGCGGAUUUGGAGGAGACGCCGAUGCCUUCUUUCCCCUCUCAUUUCGAUUUCGAGCAGUACAGUUCUGGUUCUGGUUCUGGAGGAGGUUACCCGGAAACACAUUCUUUCCCUUCUCUUGAACCGGAAACUGACUUGGAAUCACCGUCACCAACGUCGGAGACGAUGGACCCAAGGGAGGGGUUAGGUUCCAGAGAAUACGAGCUCAGAGAGCUUAGAGACUUUUGGAAGGAAUUCUACGGAGAGUCGUGAAAUCAUGGUCUUUACUCAGAGAUGGGGCGGGCUCGAACGACAGAGGAAGAGGUUCCCUAUGAUAUACUUUUGGGAAUGAACGAGCAAACGAGUCAUCUUCUUGGUUUUUUUUCUUUGCGCUCAAACUCGAACUUGAACUUUUGUCACGGUUGCAACUCGUUUCGGAAUGCUUGGAUGCUUGGGGUUCUUCAGGCUUCAGGCUUCGGGGGCACCAUGGCCACGCUCUAUUGCGGCGUUCCUGAGGUAAACUGUACUUGAAACAAACAGACAAACGGACAAGAGGGCUUAGGUCCCUCGGUGGUCGCGGAAUACAGCAAAAGAUUUGGUUUUUUUCUUGCUUAUUAAUAAGAUAAGAUGUAUAUCUCUUAAUAAUGUUAGCUGGAAUCGAUAACGGCCGUUUUUCGGCCGCCGGGAUGGGCAGUCGACAGUCGACCUGGCUACAG
Marasmius oreades (fairy-ring Marasmius) is the source of this 1672-nucleotide messenger RNA. RefSeq lists its product as uncharacterized. Bases 192 to 1229 code for a protein of 345 amino acids. The record is from RefSeq and is a predicted model, not a curated record. NCBI's taxonomy places the organism in Eukaryota, Fungi, Basidiomycota, Agaricomycetes, Agaricales, Marasmiaceae. The transcript has 3 exons.